UGUGUGUGAGAGAGUGAGUGUGUGUGUGAGUGUGUGGUGGCGCUGCUGGCUCCCCCGCGCCAGCGCUGAGGCGGUGAGCGGCGCUGAGCGACCGCGGGUGGAGGGGAGCUCGGCAGCCUCUCCAGCAGUCGGAGCCGGCUUCCCCGUCCUCGCCCGCCCCUGCUCAUCCAUCCCCCCUCUCGCAGGAAUGGUUAUUCAGUUGCCUUGGAGAUGAUCUUGCUGCUGUAAAUGUAGGGCUGAAGAUUAAUGGUGUGGGCAGUAUGGACCUAAUGAACGGACAGUCAAGCAGUGUUAAUAUUGCGGCUACUGCUUCAGAGAAGAGUAGCAGCUCCGAAUCCUUGAGUGAGAAAGGUUCAGUUGAACUGAAGAAGAGCUUUGAUGCAGUGGUAUUUGAUGUUCUAAAGGUUACACCAGAAGAAUAUGCGGGUCAGAUAACACUAAUGGAUGUCCCUGUGUUUAAAGCAAUUCAGCCAGAGGAGCUGGCAAGCUGUGGCUGGAAUAAAAAAGAGAAAUACAGUUCUGCACCAAAUGCUGUUGCUUUCACCAGAAGAUUCAAUCAUGUAAGCUUCUGGGUUGUUAGAGAGAUUCUGCAUGCACAAACUUUAAAAAUAAGAGCUGAGGUUUUGAGCCACUAUAUUAAAACUGCAAAGAAACUGUAUGAGCUGAAUAAUCUGCAUGCUCUUAUGGCGGUUGUGUCAGGCCUACAGAGUGCUCCAAUCUUCAGGCUGACUAAAACGUGGGCGUUGUUGAGUCGGAAGGAUAAAGCCACCUUUGAAAAGUUGGAGUACGUUAUGAGUAAAGAAGAUAAUUACAAAAGGCUUAGAGACUAUAUCAGCAGCUUGAAGAUGACUCCUUGUAUUCCCUAUUUAGGUAUUUAUCUGUCAGACUUGACGUAUAUUGACUCCGCCUACCCAUCAACAGGGAGCAUUCUGGAAAGUGAGCAAAGAACAAAUUUAAUGAACAACAUUCUUCGAAUUAUCUCUGAUUUACAGCAGUCGUGUGAAUAUGAUAUUCCUCUGUUGCCUCAUGUCCAAAAAUAUCUAAACUCAGUUCAGUACAUAGAAGAACUACAAAAGUUUGUAGAAGAUGACAAUUACAAACUUUCAUUAAAGAUAGAACCAGGGACCAGCACCCCACACUCUGCUGCUUCCAGAGAAGAUUUAGUAGGCUCUGAAGUCGGAGCGUCUCCACAAAGUGGACGGAAAAAUGUUGCAGCUGAAGGAGCCUUGCUACCACCGACACCCCCUUCGCCUAGGAACCUGAUACCACAUGGACAUAGGAAGUGUCACAGUCUGGGAUACAAUUUCAUACACAAAAUGAAUACGGCUGAAUUUAAAAGUGCAACAUUCCCCAACGCGGGACCAAGGCACCUACUGGAUGACAGCGUCAUGGAGCCUCAUGUCCCAUCCCGGGGGCAGGCAGAAAGCUCCACCCUUUCUAGUGGAAUUUCAAUAGGUAGCAGUGAUGGUUCUGAACUCAGUGAAGAGACUUCCUGGCCAGCAUUCGAAAGGAACAGGUUGUACCAUUCUCUCGGUCCGGGGACAAGAGUGUCACGAAAUGGCUAUCGAGGCCACAUGAAGGCCAGCAGCUCCCUAGAAUCUGAAGAUUUGGCUGUUCAUUUGUAUCCAGGAGCAGUUACUAUUCAAGGUGUUCUCAGGAGGAAGACACUGUUGAAAGAAGGCAAAAAACCUACAGUAGCAUCUUGGACAAAAUACUGGGUAGCGCUGUGUGGAACCCAACUCUUUUACUACGCUGCAAAAUCCCUGAAGGCUACAGAAAGAAAACACUUCAAAUCCACGCCGAGUAAGAAUGUGUCAGUGGUGGGCUGGAUGGUCAUGAUGGCAGAUGACCCUGAGCAUCCAGAUCUCUUCUUAUUGACUGAUUCUGAGAAGGGAAAUUCAUAUAAAUUUCAAGCUGGAAACAGAAUGAAUGCAAUGCUGUGGUUUAAACACCUGAGUGCUGCCUGCCAAAGCAACAGACAACAGGUUCCUGCCAACUUGAUGACCUUUGAAUAAUAGGCUAAUUCAAAACAAACAAAAA
This is a messenger RNA of Grus americana (Whooping crane), 2040 nucleotides long. RefSeq names its product Ral GEF with PH domain and SH3 binding motif 2 (gene RALGPS2). Gene Ontology annotation, cellular component: plasma membrane. Gene Ontology annotation, molecular function: guanyl-nucleotide exchange factor activity. The transcript is spliced from 20 exons. Gene Ontology annotation, biological process: positive regulation of GTPase activity; Ras protein signal transduction. Lineage: Eukaryota; Metazoa; Chordata; Aves; Gruiformes; Gruidae. The record is from RefSeq and is a predicted model, not a curated record. The coding region runs from base 261 to 2015 and encodes 584 amino acids.